UUCAGGACUUAGCAGCCAGUCAAACCUUCCCUUCGAAUCGCUUGCACUGCGCAAUCUCGACGAAACAACGCAUCGCAUAACCUCGUUACUAUCGAAAUGCUUUGCAUAAACAUGGCUUAACUGGUUCACGAUGUUUGCGAUGCGAGGUACAGUCUAUCGUUACGCUUUGGAGUGAGACCCAAAGCGCGUAUGCUUUUUCCUUCAUUUGUUAUGUAAAUCGUAUCAGACAAGCCUCGCCAUGUUCCUACUGUCGCCGCUUCUGUCUCUUUCUCUGCUGCUGGACCCGAGUCUGUGCCUGGCGGUCGCAGCCAGUCCUACCGACGACAAUGCUCUGCGGAGCGGCCACGGAGACCACGGAGAGCCGGGACACAAAGAACACCAUAAGGAUUCGUACAGCACUUUUGCUUCCGAAUUCCUCGAGUCCAGAUACCUUUCCGAUGAAGGUUACCCUUUUCCGACUGCACCCCCCGUUGACCCUUUCGCCCGCAUCAAAGUGAGUGACUGUGGAAUAACCAAGGGCUGUGUCAGGUAUGGAAAGCCAGGCUGUGAUGCGGAGUCAUGUGACUACUUCCUCAGUUACAGACGCAUUGGUACCGAUGUGGAGUUCGAGAUGAGCGCUGACACUGAUGGAUGGGUCGCUGUUGGUUUCUCCUCUGACAAAAAAAUGGGAGGGGAUGAUGUCAUGGGCUGUGUCCAUGACGAUAACGGCCGUGUAAGGAUCCAUCAUUUCUAUAAUGUGGGGCAGUGGGCCAAGGACAUCAAGCGCAACCCUGCGCGGGACGAGGAGGGCAUGUUUGAUAACAACCGGGUCACCUGCCGCUUCAAACGCCCACUCCAUGUACCCCGCGAGGAGACUCUGGUGGACCUGCAUCUCAGCUGGUACUACCUGUUUGCCUGGGGACCUGCUAUACAGGGUUCCAUCACAAGGCACGACAUCGACACGCCGCCAGUGUCCGAUCACAUGAUCAGCAUUUACAAAUACGAGGACAUUUUCAUGCCAGCCACGGCCUACCAAACCUUCUCCUCUCCUCUCUGCCUCCUCCUCAUCGUGGCCCUCACCUUCUACCUGCUCAUGGGCACCCCAUAACCAUGGCAACCUGCCGCCACGAGCUAGGGCGAGCUGCUAUCUGCCCUAUGCUCUGGCCCCAAACCUCCCACCCCCAGGUCACUGUGGCAAUGAGCAGGGGUUCCACAUUAUACACAGGCAGCAAUAAUACACCUGAGAAUAUCCAUUGCUGUUUUGUGGUUUACAGUGUAUGAAAAUGACUAGACUAGAUAAUCAGAUGCAGCAAACUAUUCUUAUGUGGUGGGGUACAGAUUAGGAAAUUGGCAUUAUGGAUACUACCCAUAUUUGCUAAUCCAGUGUAUAUUACUAUAAAAUCAGUUUAGGAGGCCCUAGAGAUAACAUGCCUUAUAUGUUAAAGCAAUGCACGCAGGAUGGCUGUAGUUUUGUCACUGUUUUUUUGCCAGGUGCAUCUGCUUCCGGUAUUGUUCCAUACUGAUAUGGCAUGUCAAAUCCAGUGCCGCCACAAGUAACCGUCUGGGGUACCAGCUUGACACGGCUCUGUUUCUGAACAUACACUGCGUGGUAAUGCAGUCGGUCCGCUACCCAGCGUGUGUGGCAGUAAACACUCAGCAGCGGAUCACAAGGGGCAGAUAGUAGACUGUGUGUUGUACAUUGUAACAAGACUGAAAAGGACCAUGCUGAAAGGAACAUAGUGCAUGGUUGUGUUCGACAAACAGCUUUAGACGACUGCAAACUGACACCUGUGAUUCGGAUAGG
Molecule: messenger RNA, 1783 nt
Organism: Electrophorus electricus (electric eel)
Lineage: Eukaryota; Metazoa; Chordata; Actinopteri; Gymnotiformes; Gymnotidae
Gene: frrs1l
Product: ferric-chelate reductase 1-like
Biological process (GO): regulation of glutamate receptor signaling pathway; regulation of postsynaptic membrane neurotransmitter receptor levels
Source: RefSeq, a predicted model, not a curated record